AUGCUGGAUAGCUAUAAAGAGAAGCAACUGAUGCUAGAAGUCAUUCUGUGUGUCAAAAGUGGAAAGGCAACUGAUGCUAGAAAAACAGACAGUGCAAGUUCCGCAUCGUGCCCGAGCAUCGAGGAAGAGGAGGUCUUUCCGAAAGCGGAGGAGAAGUCCGAGUCCGACUCCAAGAAGGAGGAGGUCACGAAGCGAAGGAGCGCCAAGGUCAAAUCCUCCAAGCGGGAGAAGGCCCGAGAGUCCCGGACUCCGAAGGGGGAAGAUUCCGGGACGAAGGAGGAGGGAAGAGCGGCGAAGGGAGUCGAAGAUUCCGCCAGGAGGGAGGAGAGGAGGAAGAGCAGGAACAAGGAGGCGGAAGAACACUCCCUGAAAAACCAGAUGUCUUCCAUGGAGAAAUCCAUCCGUCUGGGGGUGAGUAUGGAAUUGGACUCCCUACGCUCCCUGAUGUAUGACCAGCAGGCUGUGCUUCACAAGCAGCUCAACAGAGUACUGGAUGAGUGCCAGAGGACACAGAAGACCAACGCCUUCCUCUCUGUCUGUGAUCGAGAAACAGAACGAAAUGUUGAGCAGGCUCCUUCCCGCAGUCCUGCCCAGAAACAACGGACUCCGGUGAUUUGGAAGAAAACAGUUUCCCUGUUGUAUAUAGGGAACGUGAAAUGA
Molecule: messenger RNA, 660 nt
Organism: Uloborus diversus
Lineage: Eukaryota; Metazoa; Arthropoda; Arachnida; Araneae; Uloboridae
Exons: 5
Coding region: 1-660 (219 amino acids)
Source: RefSeq, a predicted model, not a curated record